This is a messenger RNA of Frieseomelitta varia, 1451 nucleotides long. RefSeq lists its product as uncharacterized. Gene Ontology annotation, molecular function: calcium ion binding. NCBI's taxonomy places the organism in Eukaryota, Metazoa, Arthropoda, Insecta, Hymenoptera, Apidae. Bases 15 to 1409 code for a protein of 464 amino acids. The record is from RefSeq and is a predicted model, not a curated record. The transcript is spliced from 4 exons.
AUUGGCCGCCGACGAUGAGAAUAAUAUGGCACGCGUUCCUGCAUCUCUGCGUGUUCGGUGCGCGUUGCGCGCCGGAGCGGACGACAUUGCCAAUUACAAUAUCGACGUCUGGUGCCGCGGAGGAUCGAGAGAGAAGACCGGGAGAAGACGAGGAACAGGCGAAGAAAGAGGAAGAGGAGGAGGAGGAGGGCCAGAAGGAAAUUGAGGCCGUGCCGAUGACGGAACAGGUUAUGAAUCCUAACAUAAAAAUAACCGACGUGCCGGACGUGGAUGAGGCCAGCGAGGAGUGGGACGCGGACUGGGACAAGAACAAGGUUAUACGGGACGUCGCCUAUUAUAUACGGGCGCACAAAUUUCGAGACUACGACCGCCGUUACUACAAACGGCUGGAAGAUUCGCCGAGCAGACUUUACGAGGAAUUCCCGAAACCGCCGCUGAAGUCUUUGCACUGGGAAGUACGUAGAUAUUGCGACGCGAGCUUCGUCGAGUGCCUGAAAUACCUCGAAACGAUCAUUAAAUCGACUGCCCUGAAACGUGAAGACGACACUGUCACGAUCGUGAAAGAACAGAAAUGGAAUCUCGCGGACAAUGCCAAGCAGAUCCAGGCGGCUCAAAAGGACUGUCAGGCAGCUCAGAGGCGUGACGACCUAACCAUGCCCCCCUUUCAAGGUCCGAUAGAGCGGUUCCAGUGGCGCACAACGGUCAGUUACUACAUGUGCUGGUACACGAUGCUCGGUGUGCCGGAACUGAGUAUCUUCGGGGAGUCGUGCGACAAUUACGCCAACUGUCAGGUCGAAUCGCCCGGAGCCGGGAACGAGGACUCAAGAGCCGACGACACGAUACCCUAUGCUUGCGCCCUUUAUAGUUUCUGUCCGGAUCAUUGUUGCCCCAUGAAGCAUAUCCGGGAUAUGACGGAUUGCCAUCAGUCGCAAGACAAUCCCUGUUACGCUGGGAACCCGCCGGAGCACAGGGCAUGCUCGUUGAAUCGGCAAGAGAAUCAAGAUCUCCUCGGCUUGCUGGCGAAUCAGAUCAACAUCAGCUGCGAGUGCCGUGAACCCGGCUACGAAUGGUCAUCCAGGUUCGGUCUUUGCGUCGACGUGAACGAGUGCACUCGCGGUAGACACGGUUGCGCGAUGGAACAAGGUGAAAUCUGCAUGAACCUGGCCGGUGGCUACGAGUGCGUUUGCAAAUUCGGCUACGUUUACGACGAUGAUCGGGGAGAGUGUGUUUUCAGCUCCGAUAUCGAAGAAAUGCUGUCGGGAUGGGAGGAAGAGCCGAGCGUCGAGGAAACCAAGCGCAGCUUAAUCGAGACGAUCGUUAAAACGAUCGCGAGAGCGCCUGGCAAUCGUCUCGCGUUCGAUCGCGCGAUUCUUCCUAUCGUGAUCGUUGCGAAUUUCUGGCUGUUGUAAGAAGCACGAUGGACGUUUCACGUGUCACGUUUCAUUCGUGAU